This is a messenger RNA of Caenorhabditis briggsae, 1356 nucleotides long. Lineage: Eukaryota; Metazoa; Nematoda; Chromadorea; Rhabditida; Rhabditidae. Gene Ontology annotation, molecular function: cation binding; protein serine/threonine phosphatase activity. The coding region runs from base 1 to 1356 and encodes 451 amino acids. Gene Ontology annotation, biological process: protein dephosphorylation. The record is from RefSeq and is a predicted model, not a curated record. The transcript is spliced from 5 exons.
AUGCUGAAAAGGAAUUUUUUUCACGAGUUUCGUCGACAUAACAGGAGUUCAAGAUGGAACGCAGAUGCUCAUUUGAGAGCUCACGAACGUUCUGCCAAUGUUGAAGACGACGCAAUCAUGAGAGUCGAUACAUGUCAAUUGGCUGCCAACAAUCCGAUCGAAGAUUUUUAUUCUGCAGCUAAAUGCAUAUCGAGCCGUGCUUUUCUUUUCGGAGUAUUUGAUGGGCACGGCGGUCAACAAUGUAGUCGUCAUAUUUCUACAAAUCUCUAUCCGUACUUAUGUGCUUCAGUAUUAAAAAAGCAUGAAAUAGGUGACUAUUCUCCAGACCAGAGACUUGAAUGGUUGUUCAGCAGCUCCGACGGCCAUCUCCCAAACGCAUUCAAAUCCCGGGAAACACGCAACAUCGCUGCUUAUCACAAAGAAUUCAAAAAGAACCCGAAUACCUACACAGGAACUGUUCGAGAAGCAUUAAAACUCGCAUUCGAAACAUGUGAUAAGGAUUUGGGCGAUAAUGCACUGCCCAAUGCGAAGGGAGUCAUAGAUAGGCACGCCGCGAUGGUUGCUGCUUCAGGAUCGUGCUGUACUUUGGCCCAUAUUCGAUCAAGGCAUUUACACGUGGCCAAUCUUGGAGAUGCUGCUGCAGUUUUGGGGGUUGUGAACCCGAAUGGCAGCGUAACAGCUAGGCAACUUUCAAGAGCACAUUGUGUUGACAAUGCCGAUGAAGUGCAAAGGAUUCGAAUCGCUCAUCCCGCUUCGGAAUCUCAAACUGUCUUGCGAGGUGGACGACUGUUGGGAGAGCUUUUUCCACUACGUGCAUUUGGAGACGUUCGAUACAAGUGGCCGCUUGAUCUUCAGAAAGUGGUACUAGAACCACUGGGCCAUCCACCACCCCAGCACCUCUACACUCCCCCCUAUCUAUCGACAUCACCGGAGGUUUUCUACCACAAGCUUACACCAAAUGAUAGGUUUCUCGUGUUAGCCACGGAUGGUUUGUGGGAAUGGUUAGAUCCUGAUACUGUUGUUCGUCUCGUUCAUGAUCACACACUGGGAACAAUCACACAACAAGCGUAUGUGCCCAAGUCAGGCACAACACUGCAACAAGUUCGGGAGCAAUUGAAAGAAAGAGCAAGAGGUGAACAGAAAACCAAAAAGCCGAUCGAUGAGAACUGUGCCACCCAUAUUAUUCGACAUGCGCUUGGAGGUGUAAGUGGAGGAGCAACAAAACAGUAUGAACGCCUUAUAGAUAUUCUGCAGGUACCACCUGGUCGCGCUCGGAAUUAUCGUGACGACAUUACAGUAAUUGUCAUCCAUUUCAACGAAACUUUUCUGGACGGACACGAAGAAGACGAAGAGUAA